Messenger RNA from Physeter macrocephalus (sperm whale), 2189 nucleotides. RefSeq names its product E2F transcription factor 5 (gene E2F5). Gene Ontology annotation, cellular component: RNA polymerase II transcription regulator complex. Gene Ontology annotation, molecular function: DNA-binding transcription factor activity, RNA polymerase II-specific; protein dimerization activity; RNA polymerase II cis-regulatory region sequence-specific DNA binding. The transcript has 7 exons. Lineage: Eukaryota; Metazoa; Chordata; Mammalia; Artiodactyla; Physeteridae. The coding region runs from base 859 to 1527 and encodes 222 amino acids. The record is from RefSeq and is a predicted model, not a curated record. Gene Ontology annotation, biological process: regulation of transcription by RNA polymerase II.
UUACUUUAUUCUAGUGCUUUUAGAGAGUUCAGUUUUGCAAGUGAAUAUAACAUUUUAAUUUUAUAAUUCUUCUAAUGAUUUAUACUAAUAUUUUAAAAUUUUUACCUUUUUAAGUUAUACAGUGCAUCAGUUAGCACCAUUACUGUGUUGCACUGAGAAAAACAAAUUCACCUACAUUCAGUCUACCCAUUGAUAGGCUGUAACAUGCUAGCUAAAGUGUGCUUAGGGGGUCUGCGAAUUUGGAAGAAGUCAUUGUUAAGUGCAUAGACAUACUUAAAUCAUUGUUCUGUACUUAAAUCAUUCAGUGUUCUGAAGUAGUAAAAAUUCAGCAACUCUCAAGGUUUUGAAAAAUUAAUUUUGGUUUGAAAAUGAAAUAUUAAGGGCCUGCAAUCAGUCCAAGAUACAUUCUGCCUAAUAUUAACCCAAAGACAGUAUUUACUGGAGGGUGGGGUUCCAAGGCUGGUGUAUCUAUUGUAUUGGGGGGAAAAUCAUUAGUGAUAUACUCCAUGUGUUUCUUACAGUCAUUGUGUUCUCUUAGAUAUAUGUGACUCUCUUGAUUUGUGAACUUACCUGUAGUCAUACGGAACAUUUUAACUACAUUUAUCUUGUACCACCUCUUAUGAACUUUUGACUAAUGUAUACAAUUUAUUUUUCAUGUUGUCUUGUCUUUGGUGAACAAGUCCAUGAUCUCAUUUGUUAUUUCCUUUCUAUGAUCAGAACUCCUUAACAGUUUGAUAAUAAUGGGGGUCUUCAACUGUGCCUUGUGGAACCCCAAGAUUCAAAAAGCAUUGAACUAGUUGAUCAUGCACUUUGCUGCAGUGCUUUCCAAGAUUGUGGCCACUCCCAAUUCCCCAAACCAUGAGCCAAGAAGAUUCUCGAUGCAGAGGCUUGUAUAGUUGCUCUUCACUCCCACUGAGAGCAUCUUUUUCCCAUCAAUUUUCCUAUGUAACUCAUGAAGACAUCUGUAAUUGCUUUAAUGGUGAUACACUUUUGGCCAUUCAAGCACCUUCUGGUACACAGCUGGAGGUACCUAUUCCAGAAAUGUUUUCAGAUUCAAAUUUCCUGAAACAAACUGAUUUGAAAACUAUAACAAUCAAAAAAGAGGGUCAGAAUGGACAAAAGAAAUACCAGAUCAAUCUAAAGAGUCAUUCAGGACCUAUCCACGUGCUGCUUAUAAAUAAAGAGUCCAGCUCCUCUAAGCCCGUGGUUUUUCCUGUUCCCCCACCUGAUGACCUCACACAGCCUUCCUCUCAGCCCUCAACUCCAGUGCCUCCACAGAAAUCCAACACGGCAACUCAGAACCUGCCUGAGCAGCAUGUCUCCGAAAGAAGCCAGAAUCUUCAGCAGACUCCAGCCACAGACUUAUCUUCAGGAUCUAUUAGUGGAGAUAUCAUUGAUGAGUUAAUGUCUUCUGAUGUGUUUCCGCUUUUACGGCUUUCUCCGACCCCGGCAGAUGACUACAACUUUAAUUUAGAUGAUAAUGAAGGAGUUUGUGAUCUGUUUGAUGUCCAGAUACUAAAUUAUUAGAUUCCAUGGAAACUUGGGACUGUUAUCUACCUCUAACUGUGUAACAUUUUAGACGUCUUAAUAACCUAAGUAUUUAAAAUAAUGAAUGUAACACCUUUUUAGUUCACUGAUUCUGAAAUGUUCUUCCCUAAUACUUUCUUUUUUACUUCACAAAACUUCAACCAUAAGAACAAAGGAUUCUGAUUGCUUCAGGGGAAAAAGUGAUUUCAUAUCCACCAACUCCCUACCCUCAAGUAAUUACAUUCUGGAAUUUCAACUUUUCCUCCCAUUCUGAAUCCUUCUGUUUUUUUCCUUAUAUGAGAGGAACGUUAAAGUAGACUUAAGGUCAUCAAAAACAAAAAAGUUGGCCAAGGGCUCAUCAUUUGUUUGUCUUACAUUUUUACUGCCACGAGACUGUCCAUAUUUCUGUGUAUCCUCUGAUCCAGACAUUCACUGCCACUUAUAAAGUGAAGGGUGUAAACUAGGAUAUAUUAACUGUUUCAGUGAACAGAUUUUGUGAAGUGCCUUCUGUUUUAGCACUUUAAGUUUAUCACAUUUUGUUGACUUCUGACAUUCCACUUUCCUAGGUUAUAGGAAAGAUCUGUUUAUGUAGUUUGUUUUUAAAAUGUGCCAAUGCCUGUACAUUAACAAGAUUUUUUAAAAUAAAAUUGUAUAAAACAUUU